UCUGGCUGCCUUCACUCUACCAUGUGUGUGUGUGUGUGUGCUUUUAUGUAGUUUGCUAUGGACAAGUUGCAAUACAGGAGUAAAUAUAUAGGACUUUACCUGUCAGGUUGGUCUGCAGUACAUGUAUCGUGACCUGUCAGGGUUGAUAUCAUGCUGUAAGGCUUGUAUAUCUUCACAGAUGUCGAUCUAUAUAGAGCAGUGAAAUCGUAUCAAGGCUUGAUAACAGGAUUUAUAACAUGAAUUUGGGCUUGUGCUAGUGAUAGGCCUGGAUUUAUUCAGUGAUGUGUUUGUGUAGACUGUGUUACCUGUAACGGAUCUGUUGUUACCUGUAACGGAUCUGUUGUUACCUGUAACGGAUCUGUUGUUACCUGUAACGGAUUUGCUGUUACCUGCAACGGAUCUGUUGUUACAGACACCGUGAAGUGAAAUGAACAAGUUACAAAAUAUGAGUGCAUAAUUCAACAAGUCUGCAAAGAGGGUUACAAUAUCACUUUGAAUUUAGGUUCUACUUUUGGGACUGUGGGGCAUUGUGGUGUUCAACAGGUGAUAUUGAUGUUUACAAUAUCAAGAAAAAUGAAUAUCAAUGGUGACUGAUAACGCUAUUGAAAAACAGUGAAAGUGUGUUUGAUUUAUUCACGGCUGAUGUCUGAAAAUAUGAACACUUACACCUCAUUUGGGCUGAUUGGAAGUGAUUGAUACAUCAUCAGCUAUUGAGGCUGGCAGUCAUCGACAUUGCUGAACCAUUAACAUUGCUGAAACCUUGGAUUCUUGUCUGACAUUGAAUUCAGGUCAAGUGUACGUGUAUUAUUCGUCAUGGAUUAUUUAUGUGGGACCCGACAACGUCGACCUUCAGAUGAUAAUGUUGUUGGAGAGUGGUUUGUUCUAGGAUCCCUGGUUCCAAUGGACCGUCUGCUGGAAGAGCUGAGUAAAGGUCAGGUGUUGUCCAAGGUCAAGUCGCCCACCAAGCUGCUGCAGCGCAAGUUCUUCCUGGACCACCGGAACAUGAUUGUCCAUUAUGAGGGCUCACAGAAAAAACUGAGAGAGCCAAAGAAUGAAAUCCGGAUAUCGAAGAUUCGUGAGGUCCGAGAAGGAGAGAAAGACUACUCUAAGAAGCUCCAGGGACUUGAUAAAAGCCUGUGCCUGGCAGUGGUGAUGGGGGCCAAUCACAAGGUGGUGUACCUGAUGGCCCAGCGGCAAGAGAUCCGUGACAUGUGGCUGCGUGGUCUGCGCUACGCCAUUCAGAAGGACAAGCUGGCCGAGCAGCGCAACGAGACAGACAGAUGGGUGCGAGAAGCAUUCAACAUGGCCGACAGGAAUGGCGAUGGGGCUCUGGACUUUGAUGAAGUGAUGAAGCUUCUCAAGCAGCUUAACGCAGAUCUGAAGAAGGACUAUGUCAAGCAGAUGUUUGAUAAGGCGGACACAAACAAGAGCACGAAGAGCAAGGCUGUCCUGGACAGGAACGAGUUUGUCAACUUCUACCACGCCUUGACCCAGAGGCCGGAGCUGGAAGAGAUAUUUCUCCGAUACACACGAGGAAAGGCCUACCUAACAGUUCGAGAUCUGCUGUCAUUCAUCAGGGAGGCUCAGAGGAUGAUGGACGCAGAUGAAGAAACAUGUCGCUCUUUCAUACAGAUGCAUGAACCCCACUCUGUGCUGAAGCAGAGAGACCAAAUGUCCAUACAAGGUUUCCGGGUGUUCCUGUCCUCUGACAAGCAGCAGUUGUUCAACCCGGAACACAGCCGCGUGUACCAGGACAUGCUGCACCCCAUGACACACUACUUCAUCGCAUCAUCCCACAACACGUAUCUGUCGGAGGACCAACUGAAGGGGCCCAGCAAGGUGGAGGCGUACAUCGCUGCCCUCACCAAGGGCUGCCGCUGUGUGGAGUUGGACUGCUGGGAUGGGCCUGACGAUGAACCCAUCAUCUACCAUGGUUACACCCUCACCUCUAAGAUCCUCUUCCGUGACGUGAUCAUGGCUAUCAAAGACUACGCCUUCAAAGCCACUCCGUACCCCCUGACCCUGUCCCUAGAGAACCACUGCUCCAUCGACCAGCAGAAGGUGAUGGCCAAGCACCUGACUGAGAUUCUGGGCGACAUGUUGUGGUACCCUGAGGGAGAUCUCGACCACACACCCAACCCACACGAGCUGAAAAACAGGAUCCUCAUCAAGGGUAAGACAUUGGCACCAACUCCUCUAAAGGGGAAGAAGCUGCCCACAAUGACUCACGACAAUGAUGAUGUGAGUGAUGAGGAAGAUGGAGAGGGUGAUGUCAAUGAAAACACAGAGCAGGAGGAGCAGAAGAAGAGUAGCGGACACAAACACAUCAAGCUGUGCCAGGAGCUGUCUCGCAUCACCGGCAUGACCAGCAUCAGCUUCAAGGACCCCGAACAGGCGUCCACAUCAGGAGGGUUCUUGGCUAUCUAUUCCCUUGGAGAGAACAAGAUUGAGAAACUUCUCCAGACUGUAGCAACGGGCAUCAAUCAGGUGUCACAGUACAAGCUGCUGCGGAUCUACCCUGCCGGGACCCGCACAGACUCCUCCAACUACAACCCUGUGCCCAUGUGGAACCAUGGCUGCCAAGUUGUGGCCUUGAACUAUCAGACAGGAAGUGAACCUAUGCAGUUGAAUCAUGGGAGGUUUAUGGAUAAUGGCAACAGUGGAUAUAUCCUGAAACCUAAUUUCUUACUCUCAGAGGAGAUGUUUGGUAUUGUCAAUGGCACUGUCACAAGGAGCAAUAUGUCCAAAGUCCUCAAAAUACUGAUCAUCAGUGGCUAUCAGAUUCCAAAGCCCAAAGAUUCUGAGAAAGGGGAGAUAAUUGAUCCGUUUGUGAAGAUUGAACUACAUGGAGUUCACUCUGAUUUGAAGGAAUACCGGACCAAGACGAUUAAUAACAAUGGUUUCAAUCCUCGCUGGCACGAGGCCUUCACCUUCAACAUCCGAGUGCCGGAGCUGGCCAUGCUCCGGUUUGUUGUGAAGGAUGAGGAUCGGGGCAAAGACGAUUUCAUUGGCUACUACUCGCUCCCCUUCACAAGUCUGCAGGAAGGUUACCGUCACUUUCCCUUGUUUGACAAACAUGGCGACCAGUUCUCCCAGACAGUCAUCCUGGCACACAUCUCCAUCACCAAUGCCCAGAAUCCUUGAAUGUACAUGUGUUGCAAGGAACUGUAUUCCAUGGCAGACAACCAACAAAGGGAAGCAACUCCUGAUGGCAUACAAGCUGGCAGUGUAACCAAUCACAGGAGUGGGACGUUACGAUAAGGAUGAAUGUGGUUAUCAGCGCCUCUACCCUGGGUGUAGGCUAUACCCACCAGCUAGUUAAUACCACUUGAGUUAUGAUGCUGCACAUGUAGAAAGUGAUUUGAAUAUACUUGUAAAUAACUUCACUUAUACAUGCAAUUAAAAUGUUUAUUAAUUUGUUAACAUGUAUUUGUUGGAGUUCAGGGUCCCGUUCCACAAACGAUCUUAGCGCUAUGACUGUCAUAACUCUAUGUUAAAGUAGGGAGAUAUGAUUGUCAGAGCUUAAAGGGCAAGUUCACACGGAAAUGAACCUAAUUUUCUUGUAC
Molecule: messenger RNA, 3566 nt
Organism: Haliotis rufescens (red abalone)
Lineage: Eukaryota; Metazoa; Mollusca; Gastropoda; Lepetellida; Haliotidae
Product: 1-phosphatidylinositol 4,5-bisphosphate phosphodiesterase eta-2-like
Exons: 22
Coding region: 814-3144 (776 amino acids)
Biological process (GO): lipid metabolic process; phosphatidylinositol-mediated signaling
Molecular function (GO): phosphatidylinositol-4,5-bisphosphate phospholipase C activity; calcium ion binding
Source: RefSeq, a predicted model, not a curated record